AUGGCGCCUGGUACGCCGCCUCGGGCUGCUGCGCCCGAUGGAAAGGCUCACGUAAAGAGGUUCAUCGAUCGCGUUGUGGACGACUCCCCCGAAGCGAAUGUCGCCGCGGCCGACAUCGUCAACCGUAACCUUCAACAGCUCCCUGCGCCCGAGCGCCGUGAGGUCCUCGAUGGCCUCGUCAAAGAGGCUCCCAAGCUCCGAGUAAUUCAGCACCAAGUCCGAGAGCACGGGGCAAAAUUCCGCCGCGCGGCCCGAAGAGACGAGCAACUGACCUACCUCGACGAGGCUUGGGGCGGACGCCAAAAUUGGGCGCAUCCGACAUUCAUGCCCCGAAUAACAGAGAGCGUCUCAAUCAGCACUACGGCGCCCCUUACAACAAUAACCAAGCUUGCGCUCAAGCAUCAUGUUGCCUUGCCCGACCUAUGGAAGCCCGGCGGCGAGCUGCACGAUGCGGCGUUUACAUACGGCGAGCACAUUCUCACCAAGGAUAAGGCUGGUGCGGCCCUUCGCGCAUUCAAAUUGCGAAUCGGAUUGAACCCAGGAACGGGCGGUCAGCUUGACGCCCGUGACGAGACCGAUUAUCCCCAGUCAGAAUCAGAGUCAGAAUCAGAAUCAGAAUCAGAACCAAAGUCGAGGGACUCGGAGCAGGACCGUACUGCGAAACGCCCGAAGCACGCCGUCGAACGUUCUCCUUCUGUGGAGGUCGGUCGCCGUGAGCGGCCACCUCUCGACCAUUCAGAUGGAUUGUUUUCCCCUAGGCAAGAGAUCCAUUUUGAUGACGAUGGCUACGAGGCCCUUGAUGUUUCCUCCCCUCACCCACGCCCCUCGCCCUCACCACUCCGCCGCCGUCAGUCGUUUCCUUCAUCGAUUCUUGAUCAUGAUGAUGGCCCUGCGGAUGAAGAAGACACCAGCCAAACGACUUCACAACGAGCCCAACAGCAACUCCAAGAUCCCGCCGCACAGCUGACAGACGACGUGCUCAAUCUAUUGCUACAGCACAUCACACGCACCAGCAGAAGCCCUAGUGCAAAAGUCCUCGACCCGCUGUACAUUCAGGUCGAUAAGUCGCACCGACCGGCAGCCGGCUUUGCCAGAGUCUGCGAGUCCAACGAGGUCAUCUACAUCCCCCUUCACCACAAGUACCAAGGUGAACAUUGGAGUCUUGCCGUAUUGCGCCCGAAGCAAGCUUGCAUCGAGCAUUAUGACAGCCUUCACAGCGGACAACGUGAGACUCGGAUCCAGGGCUGCUUCGAGAGCAUACUUGAUCGUUCUGUCCGCCUUUCGCGUAUGGCUUGUCCUCAACAACAGGACUCGAUCAACUGUGGAGUCUUCGUUGUCUGCUUUCUCGGCUUUCUACUCAACAAGCUCCGCUUUCCCACUUCGCUAGACCCGUCGCCCACAAGACAAAAGCUCCUGAACAUAGUCCUCAAUCCAGACGAUGAACCAAGUACUGGUACUCAGAACGUGACUUUCAGAAAGGAACAACGUGAGCCCGCUGCUUCGAUCCAAGAUCCAGAAACAGCUUCUAUACCAAGCAGUCAUCUUGCCGCUACGAAAUCUCCUCCACAGAAAACAGUCCGAUCAAUUCCCCAAUUCCGAGAACGUAUCGCCCAGCUUGAGAUUGAGAUCGACACCCUGUCGGCACGCCUCAGCCCUCUCAUCCAGAGAAACGCUGUGUUCAACACGGUCCCGAGAGCCCUCGCACAGAUGGAAGAGGCACUGAAUACGGCACAACCGUUCGGCACCCCGGGGUCUUUCUGGCAGUCUGAAGAAGAGGCUAGCCGUGCAAACAACAUGCUCGCUGCCUACCGUGCUGUGGAGAAGCUGGCUGGCAGUGAUCCACAGAGUGGUGCUGAUGAGAUCGCAGCUCUCCAAGCGCAGCUUGAUAAUGCGAGAGCGGAGUUGCGUGAGGCUCGGCGUGUGUUCAAGGAAUUGGCAAAUGCUAGUUUGGCUGCUUCUUUGUCUUUGGUACAGGAGUCGAGGAGGGGUGAAUAG
Molecule: messenger RNA, 1995 nt
Organism: Fusarium subglutinans
Lineage: Eukaryota; Fungi; Ascomycota; Sordariomycetes; Hypocreales; Nectriaceae
Product: Sentrin sumo-specific
Exons: 3
Coding region: 1-1995 (664 amino acids)
Biological process (GO): proteolysis
Molecular function (GO): deNEDDylase activity; cysteine-type peptidase activity
Source: RefSeq, a predicted model, not a curated record